GCAGCGCUUCUCACGCAUGCGCAGUCCGCAGUCUCUUGGCCAUCUCCUGUACUGUCUGCAGUCUCUUGGUCAUCCCCUGUACUGUCUGCAGUCUCUUGGUCAUCUCCUGUACUGUCUGCAGUCUCUUGGUCAUCCCCUGUAAUGUCUGCAGUCUCUUGGUCAUCCCCUGUAUUGUCUGCAGUCUCUUGGUCAUCCCCUGUAUUGUCUGCAGUCUCUUGGUCAUCCCCUGUAUUGUCUGCAGUCUCUUUGUCAUCCCCUGUACUGUCUGCAGUCUCUUGGUCAUCCCCUGUACUGUCUGCAGUCUCUUGGUCAUCUUCUGUACUGUCUGGAGUCUCUUGGUCAUCUUCUGUACUGUCUGCAGUCUCUUGGUCAUCUUCUGUACUGUCUGCAGUCUCUUGGUCAUCCCCUGUACUGUCCGCAGUCUGUUGGUCAUCCCCUGUACUGUCCGCAGUCUGUUGGUCAUCCCUGUACUGUGUCCGCAGUCUGUUGGUCAUCCCUGUACUGUCUGCAGUCUGUUGGUCAUCCCUG
Molecule: messenger RNA, 528 nt
Organism: Staurois parvus
Lineage: Eukaryota; Metazoa; Chordata; Amphibia; Anura; Ranidae
Source: the annotation of a GenBank genome assembly